GCCAUUUUAUUGUAUUAUAGGAUGUAGCGUCAAAGAUCAUGGCUUUCUCCCAGCAAGGAUCACGCACGGUUUGUAUCCUCUCUGCAAAUGGAGCAAUCUGUAAUGUCACACUUCGCCAGCCGGCAACUUCUGGUGGCACCGUGACUUAUGAGGGCCGGUUUGAGAUAAUAUCUCUGUCAGGUUCAUUUUUACUUAUGGAAAAUGGUGGUACUCGCAGUAGGACUGGUGGUUUGAGUGUAUCAUUGGCAGGAUCGGAUGGUCGAGUCUUGGGUGGUGGAGUGGCUGGGAUGCUAAUGGCAGCGGGCCCUGUUCAGGUUGUGGUGGGAAGCUUUGUCGCCGAUGGUAAAAAGCAAAAGCCAGAACGCCAGCCUUCAUUAACACCAGCACCCCAGAUUGUAGGACUAGGGGCACCAGUCGCCACAGGUAGCCCCCCCUCUCAAGGGGCCUCAAGUGAGUCAUCUAGAGAGCCCGGAAGCCCCCUUAACCACAGUUCUGGAGCCUGCAACAACAAUGGCCAAUCAAUUCAGAGCUUGUCAACGUACGCAUCUAUGGGAUGGGGCACUCAUUCUGCAAACUCUCACUAAAAUGAUGCUGACGUGACUUUGCUGCCGCAAGCUAACUGUAUCAUGCGGUCUUAAUUUUAGUUCAUAGUUUACAUUGAAGGUGAAUAUCAUUGAGGUGCUAACCACGGGGGAAAUUCUUGAAGAGAUCAUCUUGGUCUUGGAUGGAUAUCAUCUUGGUCACUAGAUGCGAUUCAGCGUUCCUACAGAAUGGUUCACAGGGAGGAUCUGAAGUGGCUCUCUGCCUAAUAUUUUUCCAAUUUUGAGUUGCUGACACGUUCUCACCCUGGAGCUUGGACUGAAACAAGUCUCAUCUGUUCAAAGCCAAGAUAUGGUUACAUUACCACGUAGAUUUUCAGGAAAUUUGUUUUCCUUUUAUUAUCAAUUAUGAGAAGUUUGGCUGUUAAUUUUUAACCUCAAAAUGUAGCUUCCAGUUAUUCCUAUUUGAAGAUGAUUAUGAGUAUACUAGUUGAAUCUUCUGCAUC
Macadamia integrifolia is the source of this 1045-nucleotide messenger RNA. RefSeq names its product AT-hook motif nuclear-localized protein 10-like. NCBI's taxonomy places the organism in Eukaryota, Viridiplantae, Streptophyta, Magnoliopsida, Proteales, Proteaceae. The coding region runs from base 39 to 584 and encodes 181 amino acids. Gene Ontology annotation, molecular function: minor groove of adenine-thymine-rich DNA binding. The transcript has 3 exons. The record is from RefSeq and is a predicted model, not a curated record.